Molecule: messenger RNA, 225 nt
Organism: Protopolystoma xenopodis
Lineage: Eukaryota; Metazoa; Platyhelminthes; Monogenea; Polystomatidea; Polystomatidae
Source: the annotation of a GenBank genome assembly
AUGGCCCGAAUAGCAUCAACAGGUGGUGUCAACGAUGGUGACUCAGGUGGUUCUGUAGUAGCAACCGGCCUUAUUGCUGUACCUACUCAGGGCAGAGUGACGGAGAGACGCAAUUGGUACGCAUGGGCGCUGCAUAGUGCUGUUUCUAUCGUAUGGGAUAGUGGUGCCUCCAAUAUUUAUCGUCUCGGCUAUAUGGGGUUGGUAGAUCUGAAAGAUGAACCUUAG